AUGGCUUUGAGGGCUACAAACUGGGACCGAAUUUACAUCCACAAGACAAAUGGCAGAAAGAAUGAGAAUGGACGCCCGGUGAUGUCGAGUGUCCUCAAUUGUGCCGAGAGACUUUUCGGCGGCUUCGAAGAAACAGUGAGUAUCACUAUUGUAGAAGACGAUCGAAGUGAGAUAUUCAAUGUGCGAGAAUAUAUAUCAAUUGGUUGGUCAUGGCAACAAUGGCUAAUCUGA
Messenger RNA from Penicillium longicatenatum, 231 nucleotides. RefSeq lists its product as uncharacterized. The record is from RefSeq and is a predicted model, not a curated record. NCBI's taxonomy places the organism in Eukaryota, Fungi, Ascomycota, Eurotiomycetes, Eurotiales, Aspergillaceae. The transcript is spliced from 2 exons. Bases 1 to 231 code for a protein of 76 amino acids.